Messenger RNA from Eucalyptus grandis, 2527 nucleotides. RefSeq names its product vacuolar-sorting receptor 1. Lineage: Eukaryota; Viridiplantae; Streptophyta; Magnoliopsida; Myrtales; Myrtaceae. Gene Ontology annotation, molecular function: calcium ion binding. The record is from RefSeq and is a predicted model, not a curated record. The coding region runs from base 351 to 2252 and encodes 633 amino acids. The transcript has 12 exons.
AACGGCACCCGGUGCCGUCCCCGUCCCGCGCCAGUCCAUGUACGAUGAAUCUGUUCAAAUUCUUUUUCUUCUUCGGAGCGAAACUCCCCGUGCGCUGCAAGUCCACCUGAUGAUGACCUCCAUGAAUUCUCUUGCUUACCUUUGUCGUCCAGACACGAGACAGAGAAUGGAACAUCUGCAGGCGGGUGGAAAGGGACCUCGUUUUGGAAUCUUCGAACGUCGUGUUUCGUACUUUGUAAACAUCGACCCAAGUUGUCGCAUGUGCCUGGACUGUUCCCCAGCUGAAACAAUGACUUGGGGUCUUCUCCAUCUCAUAGGCAGACGCCAGUUCGAUCGGUCGGGGGGCAAGAAUGGGGAGAGCGUGGGAAAGAUCGAAGCUUCUGAUCUGGGCUUGGUGCGUCCUAUGCGGGUCUUGCGUGGGAAGGUUUGUGGUGGAGAAGAGCAGCUUGAAGGUGUCUACGCCGAAAUCGUUGAAGGGAAGUUACGAGAGUUCGAUGGGGAAUUUCGGCGUCCCUCUAUAUGGAGGGUCGCUGCUAGGGACCGUUGUUUAUCCGGACGACAAUCGGGAUGCCUGCAAGAGCUUCGAAGGUUUCAAUGCUUCGUUGGCGACCGCUCCUAGGGGAUCGCCCACUAUAUUACUUGCUGAUCGAGGAGGUUGUUUCUUCACAACGAAGGCAUGGAAUGCGCAGAAUGGCGGCGCUGCUGCGAUUCUUGUUGCAGACGACAAGAAAGAUGAGGACUUGAUCACCAUGGAUGCCCCAGGAGAAAACCAUGGUGAUUCUGAUUAUCUUCAGAACAUCACUAUUCCCGCUGCAUUUAUCACAGAAUCAUUAGGAGAUAACAUAAAGAAAGCUUUGUCUGCUGGGGAGAUGGUUAUUGUUACCCUUGACUGGACUGAAGCUCUUCCUUAUCCAGAUGAGCGGGUUGAGUAUGAAUUCUGGACAAAUAGCAAUGAUGAGUGUGGGCCAAAAUGUGACACUCAGAUUGAGUUUGUUAAGAACUUUAAGGGGGCUGCACAAAUACUUGAGCACAAAGGGUACGCUCAGUUCACACCACACUAUAUAACGUGGUUCUGCCCCAAACAAUUUCUUUCGACCGAGGAGUGCAGGUCACAGUGUAUUAACAGCGGGAGGUACUGUGCUCCUGAUCCCGAGCAGGAUUUCAGUAAAGGUUAUAAUGGAAGGGACGUUGUACUUCAGAAUUUACGUGAAAUUUGCUUUUUUAAAGUGGCUAAUGAGAGCAACAAGCCAUGGCUCUGGUGGGAUUUUGUAAGUGACUUUGCAAUUCGGUGCCCAAUGAAAGAGAAGAAGUUCAACAAAGAGUGCGCAGAAAAAGUCAUCCAAUCACUUGGUGUUGAUCUCGAGAAGAUAAACCAAUGCAUAGGUGACCCAGAUGCCGACAAGGACAACCCAGUCCUCAAAGCUGAACAGGACGCACAGAUUGGCAAAGGGUCUCGUGGAGAUGUUUCCAUUUUGCCUACAUUAAUCAUUAACAAUCGACAGUACAGAGGUAAAUUGGAUAGAGAAGUGGUUCUAAAAGCCGUAUGUGCAGGUUUCCAAGAAACCACUGAACCAGAUAUUUGCUUAAGUUCAGAUAUUGAAACAAAUGAAUGUCUGGAAAACAAUGGGGGUUGCUGGCAGGACGAAGUUGCUAACAUUACUGCAUGCCAGGAUACAUUUCGGGGAAGAGUUUGUGAAUGCCCUCUUGUGCAAGGUGUGAAAUUUGUUGGCGAUGGCUAUACACACUGUGAAGUCAAGAACUUGACAGCUUCUGGAGCUCCACAAUGUGAAAUCAACAAUGGCGGCUGCUGGAACGAAACACGUGGUGGCAGGACAUUCUCUGCUUGUGUUGAUGACAGCAGCACCGGUUGCAAAUGUCCUCCUGGCUUCACCGGAGAUGGUGUAAACUCCUGUGAAGAUGUGGAUGAAUGCAAAGAAAAGAAAGUCUGCCAGUGCCCAGAAUGCAAAUGCAAGGACACAUGGGGCAGCUUUGAGUGCACCUGCAGUGGUGGAUUACUGUACAUGCAGGAAUAUGAUACCUGCAUAAGUACACACCCUGUCACAAAGUCUUUUGGAGUAUUUUUCUGGAUUGUCAUUUUCGGCUUGACCGCUGCUGGAGUUGGAGCAUACAUGGUGUACAAAUAUAGAAUCCGGAGUUACAUGGACUCCGAGAUACGAUCAAUCAUGGCACAGUACAUGCCACUGGAUGGUCAGGCAGAGGUGCCGAGUCAUGGCUCUCAUACCGAUAUCUGAAGGGAGACGUGUGUGGAGGGACUCCAUCACGUAAUACAGAUUUUUAUAUAAGCUAAUGGCUUUACCACGUACAUGGUUAUUCUCUGACAUCACUGGUUUAUAAAUCCUUCGACACGGGCAGUGUCACUUGCUGGCCUUUGCUUUUCAUAGCAACCGAACGUAUUUGCUGUCUUCUUUGGUUUACAUGUAUCUGUGCCUUUUCAAUACAUUUUCCCACUUUGUAUAAAGAAAAAGAAUCAUUCGAGACUUAAAUGGGCAUAGCAGUUACUUGUUUA